This is a messenger RNA of Meyerozyma guilliermondii ATCC 6260, 1890 nucleotides long. RefSeq names its product Zn(II)2Cys6 transcription factor. Gene Ontology annotation, molecular function: DNA-binding transcription factor activity, RNA polymerase II-specific; transcription cis-regulatory region binding; zinc ion binding. The coding region runs from base 1 to 1890 and encodes 629 amino acids. Gene Ontology annotation, biological process: positive regulation of transcription by RNA polymerase II. NCBI's taxonomy places the organism in Eukaryota, Fungi, Ascomycota, Pichiomycetes, Serinales, Debaryomycetaceae. The transcript has a single exon. Gene Ontology annotation, cellular component: nucleus. The record is from RefSeq and is a predicted model, not a curated record.
AUGUUUGGCGUGAUUGACUAUCCCACCAAAUUGCAAAAGAAAUUGCAAAAAAAGCUGCAAAAUGUAUCAAGUAAAAACUUGGCUGGCCAAGGAAAUUUCCACCAAAAAGCGGUAUCGCUACACCGAUUUGUAGGGGCCAGGUUCAGGUCCAGCAGGGGCUGCUGGGGCUGUCGAAAAAGAAGAAAAAAGUGUGACGAAACCCACCCCAUUUGCAACGCUUGUGCCAAGAGAAACCAGCAAUGUGUGUGGAGGGACGAGAACAAAAAUGAACCAGCGCAAAUGAUCCAGAAACAGGGAGAAAAUAGGAGGGAAAUUGACUCAAAAUUGCAAAAAAAUCGUCGAAGUUCAGGUUUGGCUUUGAACGAACUUCUCAGUCCAGAAGAUCCUGAAAGUUCCAAUUCCCCGAAAACUACAUCCUUGGAGUAUCCUACUCCUCAUGAAACCGAAUCCACAAACCAAUUAGAGGAAUUUGAAAACUUUGAUCGCAACUUCGAUGAAAGCGACUUGGUUGAAAUUUCAGCUUCUCAACCAAGUGCCCUCGAAUUGUCUCCCAACUCCAUACAAUUGGUUUCUAGAGAACCCAGCGAAUCACUUCUGCCGUUUCUGCAGGCACUUUUUGGUGAAGACAUUUACAUGCCGCCGCUCCAGCUGGCGUUUUUCAGUUUAUUUCUUGACUCUAAAGGAGUCUCUUUUGUUCGUCAUUUUGAAAAUGAAGUGUCGGGAGCAUUGACUGUGAGUCCUAGUACAUCCAACUACUUCAGCAAGACUUUUUUGCUGCUUGCAACCAUGGAUGAAAGUAUUGGACAUGCCAUUGCUUCAUGGGGUGCUUUUUAUGUCCACCAAUACGACCAUAUAGACGUCCAAAAACACUUUUUCCAAGCCAUGUCGUUGACUGCAAAAAAAUUUCCCAAAGGCUCGGAAAUCUCCAAAUACGACUACUUCACCUUGCUCUGUUUCCACUUGAUCGUAACGGGGUUUUUUGUGUGCCAAGGUGAUAUUUCUCAGUGGUGGAUAUGCUUUGCUAAAUGCACUGAGCUCGUUAAACGAUCUGGAGGCUUGAAAAAGCUAUGCAUAGACCUUGACCAUUCGAAUGAUAUCAAGUUUCUAGUUUCCAAUUUCUUCUACCACGAUAUAAUGUCUUCGCAUGCAUUUUCCCAUGGAACCACUAUACCUGUUAAAGAGUACAAGCAAGUGUUUGAACCGGGGUUUUUCGAUCCCAGCUACGGCAUUGACCCUCUACAAGGCUGUAUGAAUCCAGUAUACUUGCUUCUUGCUGAAGAAUUGGAAGUUCGAGCUGCAAUGCGAACUCGGCGCCUAAGACUCGAAUCUUUACUCAAUGGCGAGUUGGGAGCCGAAGACGAUCCCAAUAUCUUGGGGGAGUUUGAACUGAUGAGAACACUGUACUUGGAGUAUUGUGAGUUGGUGGCUCAACAAAUCGAAGAGAAAAUCCAAGGUUGUAUCAUAGACGAAACUCUCCUUGCAGCAUGCACCGAAGCAGAGGUAAAAAUGCACUGCCAGAUCUUCACGGUAUUCAAACUAGUUUGCAAGCUUUACUGGGUCCUAUACAUUAAGGAACUUCCUCCCAAGGCAAAUGAACUGCAACUUUUGUUGGUUCAAUUGAUGGCUAAAAUCGACAAAUUGGUGGAAAGUAAAAUGAUAGUCGUUUUAUGUCUACCUCUUGUGAUUGCAUGUAGUGCAUGCUACACGAAGCACGACAGGAGAAGAAUGGAAAUUAUUUUCUCCAAAGUUAUCGGAAAGUGCCCAAUUCAUAAUGUCCAUCGAGCAUGGGUAGUGGUGCAAGAAAUAUGGAAGAGAAACCCAAAGGGAGAACUUACAAUCGAUUGGGCAGACAUAUGUGAAGAUUUGAAUUGGCAGUUAUGUGUUUGCUAG